CAAUGUUUGCAUCCCCAGGUUAGUAAAAAAGAAUCUGUAAAAAUUGAAAAAACGAAGGAGGGAAUUUGACUGAUAUUGUGGUAAUAUCAAUUGUUCUAAAAAAAUGUAAUAAUUUUGUUGCAGGCAAGGUAAGCGUUGGUCCUGAAGGGCUGGCUGCAAAAGCACCAAGCUGGGAGUGUGGCAGUCAUUUAUCAAAUGAUGAGGCGUACGCGCGAGAAUUGGAACGGAAACUAGAAAAAAAAGGUGACAACAAGUCGUGGCACCCUUUAUAGUGCUUGCAAUUUCCAGAGAAAAAGAUCUGAUAUCGUGUUUGUUCUCAACACAGAGGUUGACGCCAAUGAUCUAGCUGAGGACCCCCUGGCAGUUUCUGCAUGCAAAGGCGCUGUUUCUACUCUGGUAUCAACAGUGGAAGGUACGAAAAAACAAAACGCAUUGGCCAUAUGGACAACUGUAUUGGUUGUCGCAUGUUUUGAGAGUUUUUUGUGCCCCGGUAGUUGACUAACCUAAUUUUGGAAAAAAUUAAUAGUGCCUGCUUAUGGAUCAAGUAUGAUGGUGGUCACGGGGAUGGGGACACUUGCUCUGCUGAGAGUGCUGGGCGGUACGGCUGCAUCGCCAGGACAUCCUGGAGGAGAUCGAAAGAGACCAGCCGAAGAAGGCGAAGAUCCUUGGCCAAAGAAGGUGAGGUUUUUGUCUGACAUUGUGUCACGAUCGACACCGGACAUCGGCAACAAAUCAAACACACGAGCGGUCGGGCACGAAGGCCAUGGUGACCAGGCUGUCCCUGUUGAGCCGUUGUCCAGCAGUGCUACCGUUGGUGGGCCAUCAGCAAGUGGGGCCGUACAGCACAUAUCAAAACGUAAGCCCCCCGAGAUUAGUUAAAUGCACUUGAUGUGGGUGUUGCAUCAGCUUUGUUAGGAGUUUAUUUAAAACUAAUUGUUUUAUUUCUGACUUUUUCCAGAUGACAAAGGAAAAGAGGCUGUGGUGCCAGAGGAUCCCGUUAUGGAGGCGAUCCGUAGAGCAAUGGCUGGAGGUAAAGGAACCAUAAUCAUCUUGACUCCCACACCAGGACGGACUGUGCAAAAAUUAGCAUCGCCUUAUUAAAAAAAUUAAGUGUGGUCUGGGUGUGAAGAUGACUGACUCUUGCAUUAUGUGUGUGUGUUCUUGCAGGUGGACCAAUGAUUUCUGAGGGCAGGCAGCGUGCUCCGGUGUGGGAAACAGAAGGUGCGUGUCGUAGCAUCCUCUUGCUCUUUUUCCUAUUUCUGAAAUGAAGUCUGAAUAUUGCAAAAUUUAGUUCUCGGUCAUCGGGCUAAUUGUCACCAUACACAGCUCAAGUUCCGUCACAUCUCCGUAUGUUCAUCAAACCCAAGGAUGAGGUUAGAGAGAAGUACCCUGGGAGACUGGGACUGCACCCCGAUGAACCUAUAGGAUGAGAUGUAAUGGGCUGGCAUGAUAAGAUGAACAGGUGCUCAUCCAUGGAGUUGGCAAGGUAAAUAAAAAAUGCACAUAAACUGUUUAUAAAAAUUCGGUCCCGGAGUGGUCUGAAGACUGUAGUCUAAUCAAAAUUAUAAAAUGGUGAAACAUGGAAGGAAAUGGUAUUGUCACACACACCCGGACAGGACCAACCUGACAGGGACCCAGAUCCAGAUUUACUUCGAUCGUGAUGGGGACCCUGAUGUUGAUCACAUGGUGAAUAUGUGGUGGCUGGUGAGGAAGGAGGAGACAAUUCUAUUUGCUGGUUUGCCGGAAUGCUUCAGGAUGAUACCAGAUUUCAGGCUUGGUGUAAGUGAAACAGAUUUAAUGCUUGUUAGCAUGUGCAUUGGAGUUAGAAGAAAAGUUGAGGAACUAACAUGAAUCAUGAAAAAAUAAUCUAUUCACAGGACCGGCUAAUGGAGGUAGAAAGAGCAUCGGAGCUUGACUUCGGUGAAAUUGCAACAAUGAUAACCGAAGAGCACACUGGAGUGAGGAUUGAGGCCUGCCAGAAUGUGAGAUCUUGGACCUUUUAUGGUUUAGCUGACAUAAGCCUCUAACUCUGCUGCCAAGUUUGGUGAACUUUUUUUGAUUCUAACUUUGUAUGCAAAACAACAACCGGCGCAGGUGAUGCUGAUACUGAAGCAUCGGGAUAGCUAGGCAGUGUAUGCCAUUGAUCUUCAGAAAAAGAAGUGUCUUGUAAUGGACCCAGUAGAGACGGACGAGUUGCCUCACGAAAUGGAAGAUAAGCACACGGCGAACGCAACAAGGGUGAUAUCUAAUUUGAGACGUUGCAUCCACGAGUGCAUUCCUGCUGUUAGGGUGUCAACUGCAGGGUGGACAUUGCAAUUCAGCACUGGCAUGCACCGCAGCUGCGACAUGGAGGAAAGCUGGAUAUAUGCGAUGCACUGCCUCCGGGACUACAAUGGGGAGAAGGUUUCUAGACUGACUGAUAGGCAGAUCGAGUUCCUAGGGAAGUCUCUUGUUUACAAGAUGGUGAGCAUGAAGGAGAACAGGGCACGCCUCCCUUACUGCAUGAAGGUCAACACCGAGUAGCGAUGAGGGGAUGGGCGUGGGAGGACGAACUUUUGGGCUGUAGAAUGAGGAUGAAGAUAGUGAGGACAAGCAGAAUUGUCUAAAAUCCUCUUCGGCCUCAGGGAUUUGAGUUUAAGAUGCUCGCUGAGGUUGGUUUCGAGGGCAGACUUACUUUUUGGUUUGAGAAUUGUGAUGGAGUCAGUGAGAACUAACAGGCUGGUGCAAUCCUGAUCGCCCUCGGGGGGGGGGGGGGGGGGGUGUUUCAUUUGCUCCGAGAGGUUUAUUUAUGUAAGAAGUUAAACAAGUUGGUGUCGUAAUCUGGGCGUGCCCCUAGGCAUGUAGAUAGUUUGGCUCGUAACUAUGCUAGUAUCAACUAUGUGAACUUCGGUACGGAUACCUCUAUGGAAGUAUGUCCUGUGCUAAGUUUUGUUAA
This is a messenger RNA of Triticum urartu, 2935 nucleotides long. The record is from RefSeq and is a predicted model, not a curated record. NCBI's taxonomy places the organism in Eukaryota, Viridiplantae, Streptophyta, Magnoliopsida, Poales, Poaceae.